Penicillium canariense is the source of this 1524-nucleotide messenger RNA. RefSeq lists its product as uncharacterized. The record is from RefSeq and is a predicted model, not a curated record. Lineage: Eukaryota; Fungi; Ascomycota; Eurotiomycetes; Eurotiales; Aspergillaceae. Gene Ontology annotation, biological process: allantoate transport; tripeptide transport; transmembrane transport. The transcript has 3 exons. Gene Ontology annotation, molecular function: allantoate transmembrane transporter activity; dipeptide transmembrane transporter activity. The coding region runs from base 1 to 1524 and encodes 507 amino acids. Gene Ontology annotation, cellular component: plasma membrane.
AUGGACGAGACGGCCCCAAUUGUCGAUGAAUCCGCUGCGGAGCAGGGCCCCGACAGCACCAUGGCGAAGAGAGUCUUGCGGAAGAUUGAUAUGCGACUGGUGCCUUUGUUAUUCUUCACAUACAUGCUUAAUUUCAUGGACAAGACCAUCCUCUCCAGCGCGUCUGUGUUUGGCCUCUCCGAUGACACUGGACUGGUUGGGCAGCAGUAUAGCUGGGUCUCCUCGGUCUUUUAUUUUGGCUUCCUGGCAUGGGCAUACCCGACCACCGUGUUGAUUGCUCGCCUGCCCGUCGCCAAGUACCUGACGGCCAACACGUUCUUCUGGGGCGCCGUGGUUGCCCUCACCGCGGCAUGCAAAAACUUUGGAGGCCUGAUGACGGUUCGCUUCUUGCUUGGGGUUGCCGAGGCGACUAUUACCCCGGCAUUCAUGUUCAUCACCUCGACAUGGUAUACGCGUGAUGAGAUCCCCACGAGGACAGGCCUGUGGUUUGCUGGCAAUAGUGUCGGCGGGAUCGCGGCCAGUCUGAUGGCCUAUGGCUUAGGACAUGUGGAUGACCACGUUGGACCGUGGAGAUGGAUGUUUAUCGUCCUUGGCCUGUUAACAUUCCUCUGGGGAUUCGCUCUCUGGACGAUGCUCCCGGAUUCCAUUUCAACGGCCAAGUUCCUGUCCGCAGAAGAACGUCGAUUCGCGGCCAACAGAGCCGUGGUUGCUGGAACUGGGGCAACCGAGAAAACAGUCUGGAGGUGGGACCAGGUCGUGGAAUGUCUGAGGGAUCCGAAGACCUGGCUGAUUUUCGGGCUGGAGAUCCUGACUCAAAUCCCCAACGGAGGCACCCAGAACUUUGCAAAUCUGGUGAUUAAGUCGUUUGGGUUCACCAGCCUGCAGUCGACGCUGAUCACUAUCCCUUACUCGCUCAUUACCGUGGCCGCAAUUACUGGCUCGGGCUGGCUGGCUGGUCGUUUCCGCCAAAUGAACUGCCUUUUAAUCGUCGCGGUCAUUUUGCCCUGUGUGAUAGGCAGCGCCAUCAUCUACUCUCGUGCUCACGUUGUCCAUGGAGUUCAACUGUUUGGCUAUUUCCUCCUGUCGACUGGGCCAGCUGCGAUGCCGCUCGCCAUGUCGUUAGUGCAGGCCAACUACCGCGGCGUCACGAAGAAAAUGACAAUGACCGCGAUGCUCUUCUUGGCCUACUGUGCCGGGAAUAUUUCGGGGCCUCAGUUCUUCCUCAGUCAUGAGGCGCCCACGUACAACACUGCUUUCCGCACAAUCAUGAUUUGUUAUGCCUUGGCGGUGCUUCUGGCGCUUUGUCUGCGAUUCUACUUGCAAUGGAUGAAUGCUCGCCGCGUACGAGUGGAGGGCUUCGAGGGCAGUGCCGGGAAUGCAGGUACUGUUGGUAGGGCUAAAGUAUCGGACGCCGGCCACGAUACGAAUAACGUGGCGCAGAUGGUGAACCAGGUUCAUCUUGUAUCUAACGACUAUGAGGAUAUCACGGACUGGAAAACGCCGGGGUUUAGGUACCGAUUCUGA